AUUGAUAUGUAGAAAUUAUACCAGCUCCCAGUUCGUACAUAGUUAAUGUUCCUGUGAACUUAAUUUAAUUUGUUAGUUCCUUUGGAUUCUUUGCUUACAUUCGCUUCUCAUCAGGAACUUAAAGUAUGGCAUUAAAUGAAGAAGAUAAAAAGUCGGUGUUUUCAAGGAUCUCCAGUCAAUUUCAAACAGUACCCUGUUCAAGGACUGCCUUCAUGUACGGACUGCUGGGGGGAUUUGGAGCUGGACUAACAAGUUUCCUCAUGACCAGUCGCGUAAAAAGAUCCUCAGACAUUGGCGUGGGCGUUUUCACAAUGACAACGUUGCUUACCUUUGGAUACUGUCGAUACACUAGAGCCAAGCUACGCAUGGUGCAGAGAAGAUAUGAAGAAUUGCAAGGAAUUGAACCCACAGAAGUUUCAUAUGGACCAGCCGGAGGACUCAAGUGAACAGUGCCAAGCAUUAUCCUGGUUUCUGAUUGGCUAUUAUAGGACAAGGGGCGUCCAGUAACCAUUAUCCUGGAUUCCGAUUGGCCAUAUGUAGGAUGAGGGGUGUCUUGUAACCAUUGUCCUGGAUUCUGAUUGGCCACCAUGUGAUAAGGGGCAUCCAGUAACCAUUAUCCUGGAUUCUGAUUGGCCACAAUAAGGAGUGUCAAGUCAAGUAACCAUUAUCCUGGAUUCUGAUUGGCCACGAUGAGGGGUGUCUUGUAACCAUUGGGAGUUGUAUGAAAACUCCUUAUAUGGACAUACACGUGAUUGGAUGAACGGAAUACCGUUUGUUACAGAGGCCUGUUGUUGUGAAGGGUCAGUGGUUGCCAUGUCAACUUUGACAAGGACAAAAGUGUCCUUUCCUGCGGCAAAAAUAUAAAAGUGCAAAGAAGUCUCUUGUAAAGAGAAAUAAACACAACACCAAAAUCAUAACAGUGGCUUGUAGCUUGCUUUUGUUUAUUGGUAAAACUUUCUCCAACAAAUAUUUAACAUAAUUUAUUGAUUGAAGUCACAGUCAGUGUGUGUCAAUGCAGCUUUUGCUUGAGAAUAUGUCUCUAGGGUUGGUAGAAUAUUCUUGCAGUGAGUAACAUUCGUGAAAUGUAGUGACAAGGGGAAGGGAUAACAUCUUCAUUUGUAACGGACGGAGAUAUCCUCAUUAAAGAUAAACCUAAUGCAAUAGCUAAUACUCUGUGCUUGAACUGUACACAUGGUACAUGUACAGAUGGCGCUUGAUAUAAUACUUGUCACCAUUCACGAGGGCUUCAGUGGGGCCGGGGAGACAGAGCACGUGUGCGUACUGGUUCAGGCGCGCAUAUGGCGUAAAUUUGGCACAAUUUGUUUAUUAUUUUGAAUGUGCAC
Patiria miniata (bat star) is the source of this 1343-nucleotide messenger RNA. RefSeq names its product cytochrome c oxidase assembly protein COX20, mitochondrial-like. The record is from RefSeq and is a predicted model, not a curated record. Lineage: Eukaryota; Metazoa; Echinodermata; Asteroidea; Valvatida; Asterinidae. Gene Ontology annotation, biological process: mitochondrial respiratory chain complex IV assembly. The transcript is spliced from 4 exons. Gene Ontology annotation, cellular component: mitochondrion; mitochondrial inner membrane. Bases 126 to 446 code for a protein of 106 amino acids.